Messenger RNA from Aricia agestis (brown argus), 4141 nucleotides. RefSeq lists its product as uncharacterized. The coding region runs from base 242 to 4141 and encodes 1299 amino acids. Gene Ontology annotation, biological process: synaptic transmission, glutamatergic; synaptic vesicle priming; dense core granule priming. The record is from RefSeq and is a predicted model, not a curated record. Gene Ontology annotation, molecular function: syntaxin-1 binding; diacylglycerol binding; calmodulin binding. Gene Ontology annotation, cellular component: synaptic vesicle membrane; plasma membrane; terminal bouton. NCBI's taxonomy places the organism in Eukaryota, Metazoa, Arthropoda, Insecta, Lepidoptera, Lycaenidae. The transcript has 19 exons.
GCGCAGACGGCGGCAGCGUAAAAAUGUGUGGAUGCGCUUUCGAAGCCUUAUUACGAUCCGAGCCGAGCGAGCUUUCGUCCGCGCCGCGAGUGCUUCUGUGUGACAGUGCGAUAUCCGUGCCGGCCGUUGGCAUGGCCGGGCCGUAGAUGGCUGAUGGGCGUCGCGCGGGGGGCUAUGGCGGGCGGCCGGUGAGGCGCCGGCCCCGCCGACCGGCCCGAGCGGCCGGGGCGAGCGCCCCACCAUGUCCUUGCUCAGCGUCACAGUAAAAAAGGCGCGUUAUGUUGGUUUACAAGCAACACAAUUCAACACAUACGUGACUCUCAAGCUACAGAAUGUCAAGUCGACGACGGUGACAGUAAAGGGCCCGACUCCAUGCUGGGAGCAAGACUUUCUUUUUGAGAUUAACGACAUCAACCUCGGCCUGCUGGUGGAGGUGUGGAACAAGGGUGUGAUCUGGGACCGCGCACUCGGCUACCACUACUUGCCGCUCACUUCUGUCGCAUAUGACACGCAGGAGUGCGGCGGGCGGUGGGUGGAGUUGGAGGCGCAGUUGAUGAUGCGCGGCGGCGCCGUGGUCGGAACCACCGGCCCCACCGGGCAUGCUCUACUGCUUGACUGCCGAUUUGAGCCGCCGUUUGAUGCUGAAGGCACCGGGGGCGCCGACCUUCAACGCAAGUUGGACCUGCUCAAUGGCGCCCUUGAUGCCGAGCGCGCUGAGCAGGCUCGCCGGCAGCUACAGUACGUCGCCCACUCUGGUUACUCAGAAGACUCAGAUUACACUUCAGACCUCAACUACCCGGUCGGCCAGCACGCCAAUUGCAGCGCGUCGCAGUUCCGCAGCGCUGCGCAUCAGAUGCACACACCGCAGCGGUCGUUAGAAGCAUCUCGUGAGAACUCGUACGAAAGGGAAGAAUAUCACAUGCACGGCGACACGGAUCCACUUUACUACAAUAGCCAGCCUAGAACAAAUAGGAUAGAAACAUGGUCGCAGAUGCACGCGCAGGCGAGCGUGGAGUCGGCGAUAUCCUGGCGGACGGCGGCGGACUGGCAGUCCGGAGAAGAGCAGCGGCGGCCGAGCUUGGAGCGGCAGAACACGCUGUACGAUGACAGUAUAGGCUACGGGUACGACCCGUACACCACCAGCACGCAUAUUAGGGACCACCCGCACAUAACCUCUCAGCCGAGUUACGAGGAGUACUAUGACUCGAGCUGCUACCCAUACCCGUACGACUGGGACGAGUGCGGCCUCACGCCCACUGAGUACGAGAACUUCCUCAACAAGCGCCGCUCCUCCGUCGUGCAGCUGCCGCAGAUACCGCCUAAACAGUUACCACCGUCUUCCCGCUACUCUGACUACAAUGAGAUGGCUCCGUAUAGACCGCGGCCGCGACGUACCGCGGCCAGUCUACCAGCGACGCCAUCGUCGACGCCGAAGCGCGGGCGCGCGUUGCCCGUGCCGCCGGGGGAGAGCUGGGCGCGGCGCGGGCGCAGGCUGCCCCGCCCCCCCGCGCGCGCCCCCUCCGCACUGCCCAGAGCUCACGUGCCUUACACUCAAGAUUUAGAGAGGACUGUGCCCGACGUAAGUAGUUACGACAGCUACGGGUACCAGCCCCAUGUACAAGACACUGCCACUGACUCCUAUCAAGACACCAAUUAUAAUACAAGCUACGACGAUGAGGGCAUGCAGCCGUUCUUUGAUGAGACACCCCACGCGACACCGCCGGCGGCGACAGCUCAAAAAACAACGUGGGGCGAUACUCAAACACAGGACAAUACAGGACAGUUCUCGUAUCCACCGAAAACGGAGGAAGAGAGUUUUUUGAAGUCUUUAUCUUCCAAGAUUCAAGCAUUUACACAGUCGAAGACACCAGUAGUAACGACGAAACAAGAGGUGUAUCAGGAUCAGAGUUAUUCUAAAUUUUCUCUGUCACAAACAACAACAGUGACCACGAAACAAGAUGUAUAUCAAGACCAAAGUUAUUUAAGUUAUACGCAAUCACAACCGGCAAUAGUGACCACAAAACAGGAGGUAUAUCAAGAGCAAGGCUACUUCAAUUAUACGCAGUUGGAAACGCCUAUAGUGACUACAAAACAAGAAGUUUAUCAGGAUCAAAGCUAUUUAAAUUUUACACAGUCAGAGCCACCAAUAGUGACAACCAAACAAGAUGUUUAUAGUGAUCAAAGUUAUUUAAAUUUUACGCAGUCAGAUCUCCCUGUAGUAACUACCCAGCAGGAUGUGUACCAGGAUCAAAAUGAUGAACAAUUUGAUACGUCAUACAUUCAAAAACAGUUACAACAAUAUGAACAACAAGAUCAAGCCUACAAUGACUUACAAAAUCAAUACUCGGAGCAAAAAACAGAUUACCAGUCGGAUUAUAGUCAACAAUAUCACGAUGAUCAAAAGUCCCAAAGUUAUCUACAGGAUUACGACCAAUAUAAUACAAAAGAAGACGCGCAAAAGUAUGAUACUUAUGACUUCCAAGCUGACCAACAACAAGAAAAAUCAUAUGGUGAUGACAGCUAUUUGCAAGACAGAAAAUACUCAUAUGCGGAUCAAGGUCAACAAGAAAAAUAUGACUUUCAACAAGAGGAAAGUCAACAGCAACAGUAUGAUUACCAACAUGAUCAAAAUCAACACAAAUAUCAGGACGAGUAUGGCCAACAACAAUUUGAUCAACAAACGUAUGACCAACAGUAUGAACAAAACCAGUUAAUGGCAGGUGGUGCCAAAAAACUCGGAAGUUUCUUUGGAGCUGCAGCUGCAGCUGUUGCAGCCCCUGCUAUGAGUCAACCACAGCCGACCCAGCCAACUGCGACAACUGCUCCAGUUACAAGAAUAAUGCCAACCGUUACCUCUACCUCACAAUUCACAACCGCUUCAGGCCAUCCUGAAACAACAUCCGUCCCCGAUGAGUCAUCAAUCUACGAACCUACUGUUACAACCACUGCUCCAACGUUACCGAGAACACCUUCUUUGAGAAGGCAAGAGUCGAUACAAAGACCGUCAGUGCAGCGAACGAGGACAUUGCCCGAAGCUCCUGAUGAUUAUACUCCCGGUGAAUUAGACGAAAGUGCCUACGAAGAUGAGUACCAAAAGACUGAAAUAGAUCAAGUAGACAGAGCAUCUUUGGAUAGGUAUCGUGAUGACGAUUUGGUCCAUGAUACGAUCCUUGAAGAUGUUGCUGCGGAAGCCCGAGCGGCGGAGGAAACUGCUAGCGUACAUAUGACGUCGUCGCCUGCUAAGAAUGGCUCCGUGACGAGGAAGCCGUCAGUCGAUAGCCAUGUCAGCCACGCGCCUUCCGUUCUUGAUCGAAAAACAUCACAAAGCUCAUUCGUAUCCCAACACGAAGAUAAAGUAUCGAUCUCGACGACCUUGGAAGAGGGUGCUGACAAAUCGAAAGUGGGUUUCAAAGAGGAACGGCAAAAGUACCACGAGGUCCCCGAAGAACAGGACAGAUUAGAGCCAAGAGAGUCCUUUGACGAGCCAGCAACAGAGUACCAGGAUGAGGAGCAGGACGAACGAUUCGAAGACGAUAAAUUCGACCAGGAGGGAUUCAACGAAGCCGAUGAACAGUACCAGGAUGACAGUGUCUUCAAUGAGGAGCAGGGACGAGCUGACGAGGAACCGCUGGACUUCCAACCGGAGCAACCGAAGCUGACGCCGAAGCAGAGAUGGCACCGAGCCUACAACAAGAUCGUGAUGCAGCUGAACUACACGAUGGUUCGGCGACGGAAGUGCCAAGCGGCCAGCGAGGCCGAUGUGCGACGAGACCAGAACUUCAUGAAUUCGGGGUCGCGCCUUCGGGUCCGCCGAGGAUCCAGUCUGACGGACUUGGACAAGCUCCGCUGCAACACUGGGUCCAGUGGAGGAGGAUCGAUCGGGGAUCUCAUGAACAUGUUCAGUGGUAGUGCCAAUUCGGUGGGCAGCGAUACGUUGGUGGCGAGAACGGUGCCUCUUGAGACGGUGAAGAGGAGUAUUCCGCCGGCGCCGACGCCGCCACCCCAACCAAUGCCGUCUCCUCUUAUACACGUAUCAAGACCGGUCGGUCCCCUCACCAUGGCCCAAAGGACCUUGAGAUUCAGUAGGCUGCUGAAGUACCAGCCCUGCUUCACUGACGUUCAAUGGGUGAGUUUCCCCUAA